Cutaneotrichosporon oleaginosum is the source of this 4446-nucleotide messenger RNA. RefSeq lists its product as uncharacterized. The record is from RefSeq and is a predicted model, not a curated record. Gene Ontology annotation, cellular component: mitochondrion. NCBI's taxonomy places the organism in Eukaryota, Fungi, Basidiomycota, Tremellomycetes, Trichosporonales, Trichosporonaceae.
AUGUCAAUGGAACAUUCCACAGGCAGCAAUGCUGACAGGCGCCCCGUCCACGAUGCUCGUCAUGUCGAGGAGGCGCCUCGAUUGUCGAGGCCAGUCCGGCCACAGGAGCACCCGCCACCCGAAGCACGCCCGCAUUCUCAAGCGCCGCCUCAACAGACUGAGAGCUCGCAGCUGAUCGGGCGGCGUAACCCCUUGACGGCCCCCAUGAUAUCUUCUGCGGCUCUGUCCAGUCCCAAGUCUACGCCCGAGAAUGACGCCAGCUCUACCAGCUCGGCUGCCGAUACCGUGCUCGCUUCCCCGCUCUCACCAACGGCCGCUGUAGGGGCUGUGUCUGUCCCAAUACUUGACGAGGCGCCAUCGAAGCGCAGUUCGCUUGUGCUCGACGAUGCGGCCUCCGAGAAGUCUGUGUACUACACACCUAGAAACUCGUUCUACUUCAAUGGCAACGGGUCAGGAGCGACGCUCAACUUUUCGGCGGUUGGCGAGAAGUUCGAUGUGGCGGCAGAUCCGGAAGAGCCCUUCGAGAUGCCAGGGGCAUGGUCUUGGGAAGACGAGACGGCAGGCGAGCGUGCCCCACUGGCCAAGGUAGCUCGCGAGCUUACGCUUCAGCGCCUUGUUGGGGGGCCAGAAGGGGCACCUCGGUCGAUGCCAUCACCAGCACCGUCAGCUGUCGCCCCUGCAGUUGCACUUGUGGAGGCCGCUCCUGUCUUGGCGCCCACCGCUCCGGAAAAAUCCGUCUCUCCGCCAUUAUCGAGUGCACCAACGUCUCGGGAAGCUCUAGACGGCUCAGUGGGACAUAUUGGGUCCGACGAUGGGUCAUACGAGACUGCAGAAGGGUUCAGUCCCGGACAGUCUGCUGAUCCCGUGAACGGCGUGCCACAGGGCGUCACACCUUCGGAUGGGACAGAGGAGGUGGAAACGCCGCAAGUUCAGUUCACGGAACUGCCGACCUUCCAUCUCCAACCUCCCACGCCUGCAACAGUCACAGAUGGUGUGAUGGACAGCCCGUUCCACGACCUUGACUCGCCUCCCUUGGAGCGCGAGUUCGACAUGUCGCAAGAGCGCGAAGCGUACGAACAGGAAGGAUCAGCCCCGGUGCCGCGCAGCCCUGCGACAUCGGCAUCAAGCUUCCUGGACGACGAACUGGAUCUGGACAGCUUCGCGCCGGACGAGAUUGCGUACUACACCCCCGAUGGGCCCGUAGUGGCUGAGGCACAACCGCGCCCGAGCGCCGCCGCCGCGCCGUCUAGACCCGCCAGAACAACCGCAGCACCGGCCGAUGACACGCCUAAGUGGUACGAGCCGCACGAAAAGAGCAAGCCGAGAUCGCGCACGACCUCGCUCGUCCGGCGCUCGACCUCUGGCUCUGGCGUGGACGCCCCUUCCACCCCGCCUAAAAGCAAGCGAGACCGAGGCGGCCGUGUGAGCGGCGCGUACGUGCAGGUGAUCAACCGCCCGACCACCCCUGGAGUAGUGACGCCUGAGAAGCCUGCCAAGACCAGAGCCGCAGCGAUGGUCGACAACUACACGUCGUCGCUACAGCGGUCCGGCUCAAAGCGGAGCGUGCGGUCCUCCAAGUCGACGCGUUCAGAGCGGAGCGGCACGGUGUCGUCGCAGCGCACCAUCGUUCCCGACAAGCCGGAGAAGCGCGCUGCGACGCCCCGGAUGAAGUCGCCGCAGCCACCGCGCGUGGCUGCAACGCAGCCAUUGCAGCCCAAGCCGCGCCGCGCGCCGGCUUCGGCCUCGUCUUCGCGGCCGAUGUCGCCUAUCGUUGCUCCGCCGGCCCAGCCUGAGUACGGUGCUCCGCGCGGCUUGUCCUACACCCCCGACGAGCCGCAGCUCCUAAGCCCGCCCGAGUCACUGGGGCGAUCGUCGCUCUCAUCCGAGUCUCGACGACCCAGUUUGAGGCAUAAUGACUGGCAUGACGUGCAGCAAGCUGCCCCUCGACCGGGGUCGGGCAACAGUUCCGAGGUAUCGGGCCCAUCUCUCGCUUCGGGUCCUGGGCCUCUCAACCGGGCCGUAAUCGGCCAAGGCGGAUGGGCAGCAGCCGCUGCCGAGCCGAUCAAGAUGUUUGUGCCGACUGACGGGGACGGAUGGGCCGCGUUUCAGCCACUUCCGCCCCGGUCGCGGGCCACCCCGCUGCCGGGGUCGCGAAACUCGUCAUUUGAUCUCGGCGGCAGGUCAUCCUCGUCGGCGGCAAGCUCGUCCCUUGCUCAGAGCGCGUCGGGUUCUGUCGCUGGCGCACCGCAAGGCUCGCAGGUGAUCAGUCCUCCUCUCAGCGCGGUCGGUAAUAUGACAUCCCCGACCUCGAGCGUCAGUGGGCGCCCACCGAAGUCGCGCCUCAGGACAAUGUAUCAUGCCUCAGAGCACUACGAGUCGGACGAGGGCGAGAUCCCGUCGAGAUCGUACGCCUCGCCACCUCCUGACCACCCGGGCAGCACGGAGCAGCAGCGCACUGCCUGUGCUGAUGACCGCGGUCCGCCUACCGUUCACGUUGGCGGGAAGGACCACGCCGAGCACUACGACUAUGCCUCUGAGCACUCCAACUCGCAGACGUCCCCUGCGAAAACGAACGGGCGGUGGCCAGCCGACGCGUUUUAUGACCGGAGCGAGCGCGGCAAAGCCCCGUCUCGACCGCCAAGCUCGCGGUCGUCCCAGUAUUCUGCGCCGUCGAUGUACUCGGCAGCGUCAGCGCCCCCUGGUCGUCUCAACUCGCCCCUUCCGCCACUCCCCGCGGACGCGUCGCCAUACGAGGCUGCUGCGCGAGCCCACGCCGCCCGCCUCGGCCUCGCCUCCAGCCUGAACCCGAACGUUCUCACGGUGCUGCCGGAGAUGAGCAUUCAGGACUCGAACGAGCUGUAUCUCCCACAGCGGAGGAACAGCCACAGGUUCGGCUCCUCGGCGUCCGAACUGGGCGCCAGAGGAAACAUGUCGCCCAAGCGCUCCGCAUCCAUGUUCAACGUCAAGCGCUACUCGUGCGCCGCGUCGGAUAUUGGGCAUGGCCCGAGGGAGUACGCGUCCUCGGAGUUUGCGCGCCCCGGGUUCGCCGACGACAUUGAACGGCGGCAUAGCUUCGACCCGCGGCGCGGUAGUGUUGACUCGCGAAGUGAGGCUCGUGCACCAUCGCGCUCACAAUCUUUCCGUGCGCCGUCGCGCACGGGGGAUUACAACCCCGGCGAUGUCGUCGCGCCCUCUCACGGCACUGGCGUGAUUUCGCUGGACUCGCCCAGUGUUAGGCCGCUCAACAACUACCCGCUCAUGGAGAGUAACGGUUACGACCAGACGCAGCAGAACGGAUACACCAACAUGGUGCUUCCAAAAGGCGGAAGCUUCAAGCCCAGUGACCCGAUGAAGGCCAAAGGGCCAGACUUGCAGCUGCUGGGUGUGCCGCCUACAUCCAUGGCGGCUAUCACGCUGUCGUCCGCGCUGCAUACCUAUCACCUGAAGCACGAGAGCCCGACGCCUGCGCAUCUGCGAUGGACACUUCCCCCUCCCGUCGACUUCUCAACCGUCGCACCCCCGCAACACGUCUCCAACACGCAGAUACUCAUCCAGGUGUACGCGGUAGCCGUGGACUGGCUGGACAUAGCGGCGCUGGACGAGAAGCACAAGCACGACGUCGGGCGCUGGAUUCCAGGCCGUUCAUUCGUGGGACGCUGCAUCACCACGGGCGUGGACGAGAAGGAGAUUGCGCGAGGCGACGUCGUCAUCGGCCUGCUCGACAUCCGCCACUCUGGCGCCUUGGCAGAGUAUAUCGUCGUGGGCAGACGCCGCGUCGCCCGCGUCAACCCUGACACGCAUCUGGAGCUGGAGGAACUCGCCGCGCUCCCAGCGCAGGGCAUUGCGGUGCACCGCGCCAUCCGAGACGUGGGAGUGAGCCGGGGACAGCAAGCGCUAGUGAUGGACGCGCACGAGGGUCUGCCCGCCCUCUUCUGCCAAGAGCUGACGCGCAUGGGCCUGGUUGUGACGGCCAUCGUCCCUGGCGGGCGGGAGGGCGCGCAGGCCGCGGCGUUGGCGUAUGGCGCGCGCGGCGUGCUAGCCGGCUCACCCACGAGCGUGAUGCACGGCCUCCCGGAGUCCCUUUUUGCGCUCGUGAUCGAUACGGCUGGCGCGGCGGACGCAGCCCGCCGCAUCCUGUGCGAUCGAGGGCACGUGCUAUCACUGCGCUCGGGCGACGGCCCGACGCCAAAACACUCGCUGAAGAGCAAGCUGGGGCUCGCGCGAAAGAAAAACCUCAGCACAGCGUACGUCCAGCCUGCGGGCGCCGGGGACGCGCCCGUCGACGCUAGUGGCUUAGACUACCGCGACGUGCUGGAGGAGCCGGUGCUCGGCGUACUCCAUCCGGUCGUCAACGAGGUUGUGCCUUUCGAGCAGGGCGCGAGCGUGUUCGCCAGCCGGAGGAACAUGGAUCGGCUGCGCGUUGCAGUCGUGCGCAUAGUCAACUAG